Ipomoea triloba (trilobed morning glory) is the source of this 2341-nucleotide messenger RNA. RefSeq lists its product as uncharacterized. Gene Ontology annotation, molecular function: helicase activity. The coding region runs from base 275 to 2341 and encodes 688 amino acids. The record is from RefSeq and is a predicted model, not a curated record. Lineage: Eukaryota; Viridiplantae; Streptophyta; Magnoliopsida; Solanales; Convolvulaceae. The transcript has 5 exons.
GAACGGUUUUAUUUCCAAGCAAGAAAUAGGAACGACUUUAAUUUGUCCAUUUUCAAGAAUGGUCACCUUUUCACAUAUUCCAAAUCUUCUCUCUCCUUCUCCCAUUUGUUAGUCCAAGGUUUUGUUUCUUUCUCCUACAUUUCUUUGAUCAUUAUACUGAAGCUGCUGCCUCGGCUCAUCUUUCUUCGUUGCAAAGAAAGCCUAAGUUGUAUCUCUAUGUAUAUGUAUAUAUACAUACAAACUUACCCAUAAAGACACCACCUUUCAUGCAGAAAUGGAGAGGGUUUCAUCUGCAAAGAGGAAAGCUUGGCCCAAAGAUGACUUCACUGAUAUUGUGUUCUCGUGGACUCUGGAACACAUUCUUAACGAGGAUAUGUUCAGAGAACAGGUGGAGAAGAUUCCAGACACAUUCACUUCAGCGGAGCAUUAUCUAGGCUCUUUCUUCUAUCCUUUAUUGGAGGAAACACGUGCUGAGCUUGCAGCAUCUAUGGAAGUAAUGGACAAAGCGCCGUAUGCUGAAGUGAUCGCCAUUGAUGGGGUGAAGAAACAUGGGGAACCUCUAUUUAAUGUUAAUGUGAACUCUUGGAAGAAUAGAGUGCGUGAUGACAGAGAGCCAUACAAAACCUUGCCUGGAGACAUUGUUGUAAUCUCACAUAAGAGGCCAAUGGCUGUUUCUGACUUAAAUCGAGCUGGGUGGAACUGGACACUUGCUUCAGUAGUUGUGAUCACGGAUGAUGAGGAGGAUGAUGCCAAUUUCACUAAUUUCAAAGUGAAAAUGCCGAUUGAUCUCACUGCCGAUCUUGAAGAAUAUGAAGGAUUCCACAUUGUGUUCUUAGAAAACGUUACAACGCAUAAAAGGAUUUGGAAUGCGUUGCACAUGAGGAAAAACAUGAAGAUUAUUGACAUGGUUUUGUACAGGAAUGGUGAGGCUGAGGAGAAAUGUUGUCUCUGCUCUCCGCAUUCUGAUAAUAUUGGUUCCACUGGAAGCAUUGGAACUAGCAUGUUCUCCAAACUGAAUGAAUCACAAGCUAAUGCAGUACUGACUUGCCUUGAAAGGGUGAAAUGUGACCAAAUAUCGCAUGUUGAUCUCAUAUGGGGUCCUCCUGGUACUGGAAAGACGAGCACUAUUAGCAUACUGCUUUUUAUGCUCUUGAAAAAGAAAUGCAGAACACUUGUUUGUGCACCUACAAAUGUGGCAAUAACACAGGUGGCCUCUCGAGUGGUUAAGUUGGUAUAUGAGUCUUUUAAAGAUGAACCUUUGAAGGAAAAUUUGUUAUGUCCAGUUGGUGAUGUGCUCCUAUUUGGAAACAAGGAUAGAUUAAAGCUGGGUGUAGGCACUGAGGAGAUAUUUCUAGACUAUCGUGCGGACAAGCUUAAUGAGUGUUUGGGCCUGAAGGGUUGGAGACACUGUAUUCUUUCAACAAUUCAUUUUCUUGAGGAUUGUGUUUCUGAUUAUGAAAUCUAUGUGGACAAUGAAUUGAUAAAAAUGAGAGAGUUGAGGGACAAAGGUAAAACAUUGGAAGAAAGUGCACACCCUAAAACCUUUGCCGAGUUUAUUAAAUCGUGCUCUGAAGGUACAGUAUCUCCCCUCAGAAGGUGCAUGCUUAUACUGUGUACGCAUUUACCCAGGCAUUUCAUUCAAGAAAAAAAUUUCCAAGCUAUCAUUUCCCUGAUAUGCCUACUGGAUUCUCUAAAUGGAAUGUUAUUUCAGGAGGAUAUGGGAUCUGAAGAAUUGAACAGUGUUUUUUCACAACCAGUAAUCUCUGAUGUUUCCCCUGAGUCAUUUGCAGAUACAUCUUCCUUGGUAUGCUUGAGAAGCCAGUGCCUCUCUUUGCUGAAAACUCUUCUACAUUCUUUAGGAGAACUUGAUCUUCCAUAUGCAUCAAAUAAAUACUUGAUAAGGGAUUUGUGUUUAAAGACAUCGACCUUGGUUUUCUGCACUACUUCUAGUUCAUAUAAGAUACACUCAAUCGAGAUGGAGCCAUUCAACGUACUGGUCAUUGAUGAAGCUGCCCAGUUGAGGGAAUGUGAAUCAGUAAUUCCACUUAAUCUUCCUGGUCUGAAGCAUGCAAUUCUUGUAGGCGAUGAAUGCCAAUUACCGGCAACCGUUCACAGCAAAGUGUCUGAUGAAGCUGGUUUUGGAAGAAGCUUGUUUGAAAGAUUAAGUUCAUUGGGUCAUUCAAAACUCAUGCUUAAUGUGCAAUACCGUAUGCAUCCAGCAAUCAGUUGUUUCCCAAAUGUGAGUUUCUAUCAUGGUCAAGUCCAAGAUGCUGAAAAUGUGAGAGGCAAAACCUAUGAGAGAAAGUAUCUUCAGGGAAGAAUGUAUGGUCNUGUGAUCUGA